AGCAGUGGAUGGAUUAUGGGGUCGUCCCCACGCCGUGAGAGUGGCCACGAGCUGCUGCUGGCUGCUCCGCCGGGUAUUUUUAGAGCAACAGAAGCCCCUUUGUGCUGCGUGCAGACAGGAAAGAGCCGGCCCUGGCGGGGAGGAGGCAGCGGGGUGGUUGGCGGCCGGGUGCCAGCUGUGUGCUCCCCGUGCUGUGCCAGCUGUCCCGUGCUGCCUGGCAGGGAGGUGACAGCCGUGUCCCCCCCCCUCCUCCCCUCGCAGACAUCACAGGGAGUGCAGGUGAGGCGCUUCAAGACGCUGAGCGAGCUGAUCUCGCUGUACCUGCAGCCCAACCAAGGGCUGGUGUGCACCCUGCUCUUCCCAGUCGAGAGGGAGAAGGAGAAGGAGAGCGCAGAGGACAGGGAUUACUCGGAUGGUGAGGAUGAGAAGCCUCCUCUCCCCCCACGCUCCAGCACCAGCAGCUUCUCAGGGUCUUCCGUGGGGCUCAGCCCCAGCAGCCCGGGACCGGCGGCAUCCGAUGGGGCAGCGGAGAGCACCAACGGCCUGGCCAGCAUCUCCCACGAGUACCUGAAGGGCAGCUAUGCACUGGAUCUGGAGGCUGUGAAAGCGGGGGCCAGCAGCCUGCCCCACCUCCACAGGACCCUCGUCACCUCCUGCAAGCGGCUGCACGGUGAGGUGGACAAGGUGCUGGCAGGGCUGGAGAUCCUCUCCAAGGUGUUCGACCAGCAGAGUUCCCCCACGGUGUCCAAAAUCCUCCAACAGACGGCGCCGCAGAGCGGGGAGCAGGAACUGGAGAGCCUGGUGCUGAAACUGUCUGUGCUGAAGGAUUUCCUCUCCAGCAUCGAGAAGAAGGCGCUGAAAGCACUACAGGAGAUGAGCUCAGCCAGCCCGGCUGUGCCGGCACAGCCCGUAUCCCGCAAAGCCAAAAGCAUCCCUGUUCAGACCUUCGAGGUGAAGCUGGACGUCACCCUGGGGGACCUGACCAAGAUCGGCAAGUCGCAGAAGUACACGCUGAGCGUGGAUGUGGAGGGCGGCAAGCUGGUGGUGCUGAAGAAGCAAAGGGACGCCCAGGAGGACUGGAAUACCUUCACCUAUGAUAAAAGUGAGCUUGGGAGGAGGAGGAGGA
Molecule: messenger RNA, 1126 nt
Organism: Meleagris gallopavo (turkey)
Lineage: Eukaryota; Metazoa; Chordata; Aves; Galliformes; Phasianidae
Source: RefSeq, a predicted model, not a curated record